Papilio machaon (common yellow swallowtail) is the source of this 651-nucleotide messenger RNA. RefSeq lists its product as uncharacterized. The record is from RefSeq and is a predicted model, not a curated record. Bases 1 to 651 code for a protein of 216 amino acids. Lineage: Eukaryota; Metazoa; Arthropoda; Insecta; Lepidoptera; Papilionidae. The transcript has 2 exons.
AUGGCCGUUUUAUUUUGUCAGGCUUGUUAUCAUGCUAAGGUUUGUGUUCAUAACGCUGUGGAGAAAUGUGGUAUUGAUUCUAAAGGAAAAUUGCGCAGGUUCAUCGACUCCUGUGAUAUAAAAGAAUAUAACUGUCUAAAAGGAACUGAUUUUGAGAAGACACUUUUUGAGAAAUGCGCAUCACUACCUUCACCUAAAGAAGAUAGAAAGAAACAGGACAAAAUGAAAACAAAAGAUAACGAAGAGGUUGAUAGUCAAAGUGAAGAAAGCUCUGAAACAACAACAAAGAAAUCAGUUGGGAGCAAAAAUCAAAAUAAUAAUUCAAAGAAGAAGAAAGUUAAAGCAGAUAAAAAAGAAGAAAAUUUGAAAGUAGAAAAGGAAGACUCGGCAAUCACUGAUCAAGAAGAAGGAUCUGUGCCACAAGUUAAUCCAGAUCAAGCAAAUGGCGUUUCAGGAGAAAACGUUGAGAAAGUAAAAAGAGGACCUGAAAGAAAUAAUAAAAAUAAAAAUGUUUCGAAAUCUCAAUCGAAUGUAGAAAAUGAUGGUACUGACUCUGAAGGAAACGUCAAAGAUAACGAUAAUUCACAAAAUAAUGAUAAUGACAACAACGAGCAUGACGAAGAAGUACAUGAAGAUAAUAAAAAGGAUUAA